Molecule: messenger RNA, 1326 nt
Organism: Lasiodiplodia theobromae
Lineage: Eukaryota; Fungi; Ascomycota; Dothideomycetes; Botryosphaeriales; Botryosphaeriaceae
Exons: 3
Coding region: 1-1326 (441 amino acids)
Biological process (GO): endoplasmic reticulum calcium ion homeostasis
Cellular component (GO): endoplasmic reticulum
Molecular function (GO): calcium ion binding
Source: RefSeq, a predicted model, not a curated record
AUGGCCAACUUUCUCAACAACAUCAUCGGCUCCAAGCCUUCGUCUUCGGCCGCCGCUGGCGAUGCCGACUUCGCCGACUUCGCGGGCGCUCCUGACCCCAGCCCGGCCUCCAUUUCGCCUGUCAGCUUGACGGGAGAGGGUGCCCCGGACGCUUUUGCGACCGACGUCGCUCGUCCCUACACCAAGUGGUACCGCGUCUGGGAGCGCACAACCCCCGCCGACUUCUACCAGGAGGCCUUCAUCCUGCCCGUCAUCAUAGUCAUCGUGCUGCUGCAUGUCUGGGGCACCAAGGCGAACAGGCGCAAGGCGCAAGCCUUCGUCAAGGCGCACGCGCCCCUUCUGCGCCAGGAAUUCGCCAGCGUCGGGUACUCCGGCCGCAAGGCGCCGUCGGUCGAGGAUGUCCAGGCCAGCGGUCUCGCGAAGCUCAGCGCUGAGGAUCUUGGAAACGGCGACGAGCUGCUGAAGGAGGUCUCGGCCAACGAGUACUCGGUCUACGCUACUGGCCGCCAGAACGCGGCUUUCGUCGACAUCAAGCUGUCGCUGCUGAAGCGCUACAACCCUCUGAUCCGCUACGGCGAGUCCAUUCUUGGCCUUUUCUUCGAGUCCAUGCCUGCCCCUGUUGAGCGCGUCGAGGCCACCAUCUACGCCUUCGACGGCAAGGAGAGCCAGCUCAUCCCCAAUGCCGGCAAGGUGUCGAACUCGACUUUCGACGGUUUCGUUUGGGCUGUUGUUCACAAGAACUUGAUGAAGACCCUGAGGGAUGACCGCUACGAUCUUUCCCUGACCUCCACCAAGGAUCACCCCAAGCUUCCCAUCUGGUACACUGUCAUGAGCGAGAGCGCUGAGAUCACCGAGACUCUCCUUACUCCGGAGCUUGUGAAGGCUAUCGAGCAAGCCGGUGAUUCGCUCGAGGCCAUCAUUGUCUCCGACCAGCCUCUGGAUCAGCCCAAGAAGCUCGAUGACAUCGUUUCCCGCAAGCGCGUCUCUCUGUCCUUCGCUCUGCCGUCCAACAACGAUUACUCGCACAUCCUGCCUCUGUUCCAGUACUUCCUGCGCAUGCCCGACCAGCUCGUCAACGUCGGUCACUUCCGCCCCGAGGCGCUGCGCCGCGUUAAGCAGACGCGCGAGGACGAGAUUCGCAAGAUCAAGAAGGCCGAUGAGGAGGGCAAGGCCGAGGAGAGGAAGCUGGAGGCCGACAAGGCCAAGAGGGCCGAGCGCGACAGGAAGCUCAAGAACCUGAGCGCCGAUGAGCAGAGGAAAUACCUCGAGAAGGAGAGGGAGAAGGAUCUCCGCAGGAGCCAGAGGAAGAGGGUCAUGAGGGCAUAG